UCGGCCUCCUCCUUCCCCCACGUCGACGAUGGUCGCCUAGUGGAUGCAGACCGUAUUCUUCCCCGCCGCCGGCCACCUCUUCCCUUGCUCCGGCCGCCUCCUUCCCUCCCUCCACUGCGCGCCUUUAGCUGCGGUUCAACAAUAAAACCAGCAGCAGUCCAUGCAUCCGUCUUACCUCUUCCCUCUCUACUGCUCUUCUCCCGCUAAUUUGUUUUUUCUCUGAACUGCAGCACAAGGGAGGUUGAACGGGCUGCAGAAUGCGGGUUCGGUUGCCGCUGCGUCCAGCAGUCCAACCCCGUCGCCCCAGGCCGUCCAGCGACCUGUCGGGCUAUGGUAUUCUGUUGCAAGUUGGCGAACAACAUUAGCGACCAUACUCUCCAACCGCCCCAUGGUACGGCCGGCGACAACGAGUAGGUGGCAAGUGUACCACAGCGAGCAAUGGGACAGAGGUAUGAAGCAGAUGUAUUUGCUUAAGUACUUCAGCUCAACAAAAAGCUCCAAAAAAGUUCAGAGUUUGUUUUCAGAAAAGCUCCAUGGUGUUUCUUCGGCUACAGCAUCCAUGCAUCCAAGUCGAGCUCUGACCGCAGUCCAAGUGGAACUGCGACCACCAUCUUCACCCAGCGCUGCACCCAUUGAGCACCCACACAAGACGGCAUGCUCCACUUGGCUUCAACUGCACCGCCGGCCUGAUCCACUUGUCUUCCACAGCGCCACCGGCGGACAAGCCUGGAUGCCGUCGUCCGAACCGCCGCACUGCCCAGCUGCAACGCUCCUGCAGCCACCAUCCGGCGGCGCACGGUGCUCCAAGCACGUCCUGUGGAUGCCUCCUCCUCUUGCCUACUCCCUGCGAAGCGCCCGACCGUCUCCCUUCUUCCCCGUCCAUCCAGCAUAAGAACUCGGCGUGUGUGGUUGCCAAUGGGCUCUCCUACACAGUGGUCGCCCAUG
Messenger RNA from Triticum aestivum (bread wheat), 945 nucleotides. RefSeq lists its product as uncharacterized. Bases 389 to 892 code for a protein of 167 amino acids. The transcript is spliced from 5 exons. The record is from RefSeq and is a predicted model, not a curated record. NCBI's taxonomy places the organism in Eukaryota, Viridiplantae, Streptophyta, Magnoliopsida, Poales, Poaceae.